This is a messenger RNA of Necator americanus (New World hookworm), 843 nucleotides long. RefSeq lists its product as uncharacterized. The record is from RefSeq and is a predicted model, not a curated record. The coding region runs from base 1 to 843 and encodes 280 amino acids. Gene Ontology annotation, biological process: lipid catabolic process. Gene Ontology annotation, molecular function: lipase activity. The transcript has 9 exons. Lineage: Eukaryota; Metazoa; Nematoda; Chromadorea; Rhabditida; Ancylostomatidae.
AUGCUUCCUUCAUUUGCACUAUUUUCUUUGCUCACCUUUGCCGGUGCUGAUUUUUCUCCCUCAUUCAACGCAUUUCUAGCAGGCACAUAUGGAAAGGCUUUCGCUGACCGUAUGGCGCGACGAGACAUCGGUGGACACGGCAGCUUCGGAGGCGGUGACCAUCAGGAAGGUUUCAGAACUUCACGACAAGCCGUAAUAUUGGUGCACGGCAUCACAAACACAGCCGGGAGGUUUGAGCAUACACGCCAACAUCUGCUCAAAAAUGGGUGGAAAGAGUCCGAAGUGUAUGCGACAACGUAUGGCGACGGCGGUAAAACUCCUGCUCCUUUAGUCGACAUGAAGUGCGACUAUGUGAAACAGGUGCGAUGGUUAAUCCAAGCUGUAGCUGAAUUCACGAAACGUCGUGUUGACGUCAUUGGUUAUUCCAUGGGAUCACCAGUGGCCCGUAAGGCUAUUCUUGGAGGGAGAUGUGUGGACACCGGUGAGGCGUUGGGACCUCGACUUACAGCUCUAGUUGACACAUUCGUAUCUGUCGCCGGUGCAAACCAUGGCUCCUUCCUGUGCCUCGUGCCUUUUCCAGGUGCAUGUAACCUGAUCAACGGGCUCUCUUGUCAUUCACAAUUUAUCCUAAACAUAAACAAAAGGCAACGAUACGAAGGGUUGCAUAUCUAUUCCAUUUACUCACCACAGGAUGAUAAGGUUGGCCACCGAAAUGCAUGUGGAGAACUGACAUCAUCUAUUGCCGGUUCUGACCAGGAAUUCCAAAAAUCCGGCAACCAUGAUGUUGUUAUGGCAAGUACCGUUCAUCUGCAGGCCAACCUCAUUGAUCAGCACACACCUUGA